Molecule: messenger RNA, 1311 nt
Organism: Penicillium verrucosum
Lineage: Eukaryota; Fungi; Ascomycota; Eurotiomycetes; Eurotiales; Aspergillaceae
Product: cytochrome P450
Exons: 6
Coding region: 1-1311 (436 amino acids)
Molecular function (GO): heme binding; iron ion binding; monooxygenase activity
Source: RefSeq, a predicted model, not a curated record
AUGACGAAAAGCGACUUCCAGGAACACAACUUUGAAAAACUACACGAAAAAUACAAUACCCAGGCCCUUCGCAUCGGACCCAACGAGCUGCACAUCACUGAUGUCAACCUAUACAAAGUUAUCCUCAGCAAGUCCAGCCUGUUUCCCAAGUACGCUCCAUUCUACGAUGGAUUCAACACCCCUCAUACCGUAUUCACCGAAUGUGACCCUCCGUUUCACAAAGAGCUCCGUCGAUUACUGAACCCGCGUUUUUCUCAUGUUGGAUUAUUCAAGUUGGAGCCCAUUAUUCAACAAAAUAUCAAAAUGCUUGUUGGAAAAAUUCAUUUUCUGGCAGCUAAUGGACCGGUGAACGCCUAUGAUGCUUUUAGGUUAUCCUGCAAUUUACAUGUGGAAGAGCCGGGGGCCUUAUGGAAGAAGAUCAGAACGGUUUCCGCUCAUCGAUCCUGGGGGGGCUUUAACGCCGCCUCAAAAAGAAUUCCCGACCUGCAGUACCAGCCAUGGCUUCGAAAGCUGAUCAACAUCAUCCCGCAAACCCUUGUAUACAACUUAAGUCCGGAAAUUGGAAGUUUACUAGACAUUACAAAGCUCGCUGAAGACUCCGCGCGUCACUUGCAGAAGUCCGAAUCUAGGUCCGACCAUCCAGUGGUAUUAGAAAGAUUGGAGACAGUCAAUGAUGCGGAAAAAGUGACCGAGGCGAUGGACAUUUUGAUUGCCGAUGCGGACACUACGGCUUCUACUUUGACAACUGGGUUGAUCCACAUUCUGUCUGACAGUGAAAUUGAGCGUCGAUUGCUCAACGAGGUUGAUUUACUCCCGCCAGACGAGAAUGGCCAACUUCCCCUUCAGACUUUGGAAAAGUCAGAAUACUUGAAUGCUACUGUCAAGGAAACACUUCGAGUCGGCAUGGCCGUUCCAGGUCGGCUUCCUCGUGUUGUGUCAGAUUCUCUCACGGAGCCUUUCAUUGUUGAUGGCAAGGUAGUUCCACCGGGUACGACUGUCUCCAUAUCUACCUACACCAUGCACACAGAUACUUCGAUAUGGGGCCCGGAUGCCCGCAAAUUUCGACCUGACCGGUGGAUCGGUCCUCAGAGCAAGGGCCUGGAGCAGUAUUUGUGUAUUUUUCCCAAGGGCGCAAGGAUGUGCAUCGGUCAGAAUCUCGCGCUUGCCGAGAUUAUCAUCGCACUAGCCUAUAUCCUGCGUAACUUCAAGAUGAGUUUACGAUCAAAAAGUGAUAUUGGGGCGAAAAAUGAUCGAUUUACGCUGCAGUACGAAGCUCAUGGGGCUCAGGUCACAUUCAAGCCGCGUUCGUGA